This is a messenger RNA of Vigna unguiculata (cowpea), 1312 nucleotides long. It is a transcript of the gene CER10, whose product is annotated as 3-oxo-5-alpha-steroid 4-dehydrogenase family protein. Gene Ontology annotation, molecular function: oxidoreductase activity, acting on the CH-CH group of donors. NCBI's taxonomy places the organism in Eukaryota, Viridiplantae, Streptophyta, Magnoliopsida, Fabales, Fabaceae. The record is from RefSeq and is a predicted model, not a curated record. Gene Ontology annotation, biological process: very long-chain fatty acid biosynthetic process.
AAUUUCACUGUCAAUCUCAAGAACACAACCCAAUUAGAAGUUUUUGUAACUACAUACAACUGUCCAACACACACAUCUUCUCCUUCUCUAUCUCUUUCCAAUUCAGACACAUAGUGCUGUUGGAUCUUGCAUAUAAAAACCCUUUAUCCCUUCGCAAAGAUGAAGGUCACUGUGGUCUCUCGCAGUGGAAGAGAAGUGGUUAAAGGUGGUGUUCACCUCAGCGAUUCUGCUACUGUAGCAGAUCUGCAGGAGGCAAUUCAUAAGCAAACCAAGAAGCACCCAUCAAGGCAGCGUUUGACACUCCCUGUCCAACCCGGAUCAAAGGAAAGGCCUGUUGUCCUUAAUUACAAGAAGAGUCUGAAAGAAUAUACCAGUGGAAACUCAGAAACCUUAACUGUUGUAUUCAAGGACUUGGGCCCUCAAGUUUCUUAUCGAACACUAUUUUUCUGCGAGUAUUUGGGACCAUUGCUUCUCUAUCCAGUGUUCUAUUACUUCCCUGUUUACAAAUAUUUUGGUUACAAAGGUGAACGUGUGAUCCACCCUGUGCAGACAUACGCCUUGUACUACUGGUGUUUCCAUUACGCCAAAAGAAUUCUGGAAACGUUUUUCGUGCAUCGGUUCAGCCAUGCAACUUCACCUCUUUCCAAUGUGUUCCGUAACUGUGCUUAUUACUGGAGUUUUGGAUCAUACAUUGCUUAUUACGUGAACCACCCUCUGUACACUCCUGUGAGCGACCUUCAAAUAAAGAUUGGGUUUGGGUUUGGCAUACUGUGUCAAAUUUCAAACUUCUAUUGUCAUAUUAUACUGAAGAAUCUCCGCAGUCCUGGUGGUGAAGGUGGAUACCAAAUCCCAAAAGGCUUUCUCUUCAAUAUUGUUACCUGUGCAAAUUACACAACCGAGAUCUAUCAGUGGCUGGGCUUCAACAUCGCAACGCAAACUGUCGCCGGUUAUAUUUUCCUUUUGGUUGCUACUUUCAUCAUGACCAACUGGGCUUUUGCCAAGCAUAGGCGUUUGAAGAAGUUAUUUGAUGGAAAGGAUGGGAGACCUAGGUAUCCUCGUCGAUGGAUAAUAUUGCCCCCAUUCCUGUAGAAGACGUAGCACUCAUCUCUGCUCACGGAUUGAGAUUUAUAAUUGUAGCAUAAUGGAAUUUUCGUUAUCUCUUUUUAUUAGAUAUGGAUUUGUCUUGCAAUGCUUUUGACUAUGAAGUUGAUUGCUAAAUUGUUGAAUCAGUGUUUUUUGCAGAAUAUUUGUAAUCAUUUCAGGAUUGUAGUACUGAGAUCCCUGUUUCAUCAACGUCUUCAUCUUGUGAUAA